Molecule: messenger RNA, 1510 nt
Organism: Bombus impatiens (common eastern bumble bee)
Lineage: Eukaryota; Metazoa; Arthropoda; Insecta; Hymenoptera; Apidae
Product: WD repeat-containing protein WRAP73-like
Exons: 7
Coding region: 94-1455 (453 amino acids)
Biological process (GO): mitotic sister chromatid segregation; microtubule anchoring at mitotic spindle pole body; protein localization to mitotic spindle pole body
Cellular component (GO): mitotic spindle; microtubule organizing center; MWP complex
Molecular function (GO): protein binding
Source: RefSeq, a predicted model, not a curated record
UCCUUAUGCAUUUUCUUCCAGAUCAUAUCGCAAUUGUUUGUGUUGGCGAAGCUGAAUUUUUAAAACAAUACGUUAUAAUUUAACAGUGACGCGAUGUCAUUAGAAGUAGAAAAUGAUUUAAUACGAGUAAAUAAUCAAUUAUGUGAUUUUUCUAAGGAUGGAAGAUUUUUUGCAACUGCAUAUCAAACAAAUUUAACAAUAAAAGGUUACAAGAAAUUUGACACUAUUCAUUCAUUCGUAUUUCCAGAUAUAAUCGAGUAUUUGGAGUGGUCUAGAAAUACUGAAUACAUACUAUGUGCAAAUAUAAAGAAAGCUAUUAUUCAAGUAUAUUCUAUUCGUUAUCCUGAAUGGAAAUAUAAAUUGAUUGAAGGCAGUGCUGGUUUAGAAAGUGUUAGUUGGUCUCCUGAUAGUAAAUACAUUUUGACGUUGUCAGAUUUUAAUAUUCAGAUAUCUGUGUGGUCUCUGGACGAUCAAAGUGUAACUCAUAUACAAAAUAUGAAAUCUUCUUUCCAUAAAUUAUAUUUUAGUCCAGAUGGUAAUAAACUAGCAGUGGUAGUUUCAAUUGAGGGUAAUGACAAUAUAGAAAUUUAUAAAACUGACACAUGGAAACUAAGCAAGAAAUUAAUAUGUGGUCGUUUAAGUAGCAUUGAUGGAUUAUGCUGGUCUCCAAAUAGCGAAUUAUUAUGUAUUUGGUCUUCCUUUAGCGACGAAGCAAAAUUAAUUAUUUAUUCGAGUAUAUUCGAAAGAGAUAUCGCAGUAUUCUCUCCUACACAAACUGUAAAUUUAUCUCAAGUGGAAUGUGCAAAUUAUACGUGUUUAAAAGGAAUCGAAAAUGUAACGUGGAUGCCCAGUGGACAGUUAUUAGCUGUAAUAGGAUUUAAUGAAAUGAUCUUACUGUUAAAUCACGUGACAUGGAAACCACUUUUGCAAUUAUAUCUUGAACCCGUAAUUCAAGAAAAUUAUUUGAAUAAGGUAUAUGAAGAACGUAUAAUUCAACCAAAAUUUUCGAAUAAAAAUACAAGAUAUUACGAUAGACACGUUUUGGAAGAGAAAUCGGAACGACCAGUAAAUAUAAAAAUAGGAAGGAAAAAUAUUAUUGAGAGAUUGUCAAUUGCAAAAUUUGAUAUUUUAAAAUUUAGUUUUUGCGGGCAAUACUUGGCCGUGAAACAUCAACUUUAUCCUACAACAUUGUGGAUAUGGAAUAUUAUUGAUGAUUAUCUUGAUUAUUUACUUCUUGAAAAUACUAUCGUAGCUGCAAGAUGGAAUCCUACACGCGCUCACCUUUUAAUAUUUUGCGAGUGUGCGUAUAUAUUUGAAUGGACACCACAUAAUGCGAGUUGUAUAUCAAUUUCACGAAAUAUUACGGUAUUAGAUGCACGAUGGCAUCCUGGGGGAAAUUCCUUGUUGCUUUGUGGUUAUAAUAAGGCGAUUAUUUAUCAAAUUGAAAAUAAAUGAUGAACUAUUCGAAUAACAUUCGAAUAUAAUAAAUAAACGCAUAUUUAUCUUUUUA